Molecule: messenger RNA, 2887 nt
Organism: Chara braunii
Lineage: Eukaryota; Viridiplantae; Streptophyta; Charophyceae; Charales; Characeae
Source: the annotation of a GenBank genome assembly
AGCCCUCAAUCCACCACCCCUCCAGGACGUAACAGUGUAUGAGAGAGAGCGAAGAUGCAGAGGCCAGGAAGUCGUAAAGGCCCAGCAACGUUCAAGCAAAUGUUGCAAGAGCUCGCGUCCAACCCUAGGACCCCGCAAACGGGCAAAUCACUGACUAACAUGUUCGACAACGAGGCUCUCAAAUUCCUCAUUGAAAAAACUAAAGUACAAGGGGAAACGAUUGUCGAAAAAGUGAAGAACAAUGAAAACAAGGAGGAAGAGAUCAUAAUCUGGAAAUACCCGGAAGGCAAAGUGUCGGAAUUGGAUGAACUACGUGAAAAACACGCUGUGGUCUUCAAUUUCGCCAGAAGUGGUGCUGACUUACAACCAGCAGAAAAACGGAAAUGGAUUACAGCGACGAUAAAAAAAGAAGACAAGCUGAAACCUUCAAGUGAGCCCUUUUCCAUGUUGGGCCUGGGCCGCAACUCGAUUAUAGUGACCUUCAAUCUGGAGGACCAUGUGCGCAUUGCAGCCGAGAUGAAGUCCAGGAACUGCAAUGGCUCAAUAUGCACUAUCACGCAAUGGAAGAAACAGACAAAUACGAGGCCAAACCCAACGUUCUCGGUAUCAUACAAGCAAACCCUGCUGAAAGAACAAUUCUGGGUACAGUUUGACAAUAUUCAACCCGGCUUCCAUGGGUUGCUGGUCGACAGACUCGAAAGACAAUAUCCGGCAAACAAGAUCCUUAAAUGGAUUUUGCCGAUGUCGGACUUUCUAGCCCCGCAUUGUGGAUCAAUGACAGCCAUUAUGGAGGUUAAAACCGACGACCCUCCUGUUUUCCCGACAGAAUGGAAAUUUCAGAUCGAAGACAGGGUACAGACAAUUAAAGUGCCAACCAAGGCUUCCCCCAUCUGCUUCAGAUGCAGAGAGAGGGGGCACACGGGAUCAGAUCCUGCAUGUCCAAAGUUCCCGAAGCAGCAAAGAGAGAAGAAGCUUCACCCCAACAUGAUGUUGGAGGUGGAAGACGCCCCGGGAACUUGGUUCAUUGUGGACCCAACCUAUGACGACUGGGUCUUUGAUGACAACCUGGACGACCCUGAGUGGGUCUGGCAUUAUGCAGACAAGGAGCCGACAACAAAAAAAACGGAUAUAUUUCCACCAGCAGACAGCAGGUGGCAAAAGAAGGCCACAGGCAAGGAGACAGAGAACCCAGCGAAGAUCAAAACGGUUCCCCUCAAUGACUCCCGUGUGAUCAGGGAGGAGAAAGCACGGGAAGACUUGCUCUGGGACCUGAACUCGGUCCGGGGCCAGAUCGAGGAAGAAUACUCCAAAGAACCUGCAAAAAUCCAGGCCAAAAUACAAGCAUACAUCAGCCUCAAAGAACAGGAACUAAAGCAAGAACUGAACCAAAAACUGAACCAGACCCAGACGGACAAUAAACGAACCAUGGAAGGAGGCAGGACCAUGGAAGGAGGGGAGCCAAGAUCAAAGAAAAGGAGAGGCCUCACGGAAGACAUCAAAGAAGGGCUGCAGCAGGCCCCCGAGGGGGUACAACAAACGGACUCAGCCUCAGACGAAAGGCUUGGGGACAGCAGAAAGGCCGCUGCCUCCACAGCCUCCAACAUCGAAGAUGACGGCCUAGCCAAGAGAUCCCUCCAAUGGUUAAGGGACUAUAUCGAAAAGGCGAAGAAGGAGCGGGAACACCUCUUCGAUAUCCGCACAGCCUGCAUGAAACACAUGGAGAGGACCCAGAAAAAGGGGUCAAUUGCAGGCAUUCAGACCUCCACAAAUGAAUACGACCUGCUGAAAAAAGCAGAGGAGUUUUCUGAGUAUACUGCGUUCAGAUAUGCCGAGAAGAAGAGGGCCAGGGAGCAAGGCCUCAAAGACAAAGGUUUAACUCUUGCUGACUCCAGAGAAACCCUCCAGGAGCUACGACCAAAGAAGUGGAAAACCACCAUGAAUCAGAAAAAAAAAGAGUUUAGCACAAAUCAAGCAGAUUCGGAGGGUACAGAAAAAACAGUCAGGGCUGAACUGGAACAGGAAAUUGCGGUAGUUGAGGCUCAGUCAGAUAAGCUGAAGAAACUGAAUACCGUUUAUGAGCCCGAGUUCACAUCCCUCCGGCACAUAGCAGAAGGCAAAGCCCCCCAUGUGCUGGAAUCAGCCAAAUCUGCGAGGUUAACACUGAUGGGAACCCGCCCUCUUUUGGCUGCCCGCUUUGUGGAGAAGACAAAAGAGUGGCAGGUGGCCACAGAUGUGUCCUUCGCGAUCCCGAGAAUCGACGAAGGGCGGAAUGUGGCAACCAUCCUGUGGGAAAAAAUCACAAUGGCAUACCCCCUGGGUGUGUUGGUAACGGACACCCCAGCUUCUAAACAGGACGAUGAGGCUCAGCCAUGUGUUGUCAGGGAUGGUAUCCCCGCUGAACUACAGGCCGCCUCACUGGCUGUUCUGAUCACCGAGGUAAUCUUCAGUGGAGAUGCUGAUCUAGACUCCAGGGCCUAUGCAAUAGACCUGGACAGUUACUACAGAGAUGACUACACUGAAGAGGACAUGGAAGAGUGGAUCGAGACCGACCCCGAAGCCAAGCUAGAGGGCUCCCCGUCCAAAGGAAUGACUGGCAGCAUUGGGGAGUAUAGGCUGGACGAAUCCCUAUCCGAUACUCAAUCUGACCCUCCUGGGAACGCAACAGAUCCUAUGGAGCCCGGGGGCAUAGGCACCACCUAGACCCAGAGUCAUUAGCCCCUUCUUGGUCACCGUAUAAACCAGACCAUGGAUCUGCUCACAAGAGAAGCCAAUGCAAAGGGGCGGAAGGUGGAUUGGAAAACACAAGGCUUAAUCAUYCGUAGCUGGAAYGUCAAUGGUCUUGGGAAUAUUACCARUAAAGAAGAUAAAAUGAAUGACAUAAUURAAG